This is a messenger RNA of Archocentrus centrarchus (flier cichlid), 3938 nucleotides long. It is a transcript of the gene prdm15, whose product is annotated as PR domain containing 15. Gene Ontology annotation, cellular component: nucleus. The record is from RefSeq and is a predicted model, not a curated record. Gene Ontology annotation, biological process: regulation of gene expression. Gene Ontology annotation, molecular function: protein binding. The coding region runs from base 87 to 3440 and encodes 1117 amino acids. Lineage: Eukaryota; Metazoa; Chordata; Actinopteri; Cichliformes; Cichlidae. The transcript has 24 exons.
UCCGGUCCUGCGCCGUUUCUGGAGCGGAUUGGAACCCGGAGUCAGGAUUUGGUAAAUGAAGGGGUUUUGCAGAAAAGGCUGGCAUAAUGGCUGAAAACACACCAGAUGAGUUCAUCUGGUGCGAGGACUGUGGCCAGUACCAUGACUCUGAGUGUCCUGAACUUGGGCCGGUGGUGACCGUCCGGGACUCCUUCGUUCUCAGCCGAGCUCGGUCGUCUCUUCCGGACAGUCUGGAGAUCAGAGAGGUGGGAAAUGGCAAGGAGGGGGUGUUUGUCCUGCACCGGCUGGUCAAGAGGACCCGGUUUGGGCCCUUUGAAGCAAAGAGGGUCUCCCACCUGGAGAAGGAAGGAGUGUUCCCUUUGAAGAUCUUCAAGAAGGACGGCGUGGUGGUGUGUUUUGACUCCAGCAGUGAGGAGGACUGCAACUGGAUGAUGCUGGUCCGACCUGCCGCUGACCACAAACACCAAAAUCUGACGGCUUACCAGCAGGAUGAUGACGUCUACUUCAACACCUCCCAGGAUGUGCUGCCAGGAACAGAGCUGAGAGUCUGGUACGGAGCGUUCUAUGCCAAGAAGAUGGAGAAACCCAUGCUGAAGCCUCCUCUUCAGCCACCACUGCCUCCACCAGAUGCGACAGCUCCAUCUGCUAAAUCUGAGGUCUCAGAGAAAAGUGGAGUCCACAUGCCUCCAGUGGCUGAAGACAACAGCACAGGCAACAUGCUGAGCCACCUCAAUGAGGUAAAGACGGUAACGGUGCUUCCCGUAGAGCCACUCCUGCCUCAGGGGGAAAGCCUGGUUGGUCCUGAUGAGGAGGAAGGCAGCUCCCCUGCAGCUCAGCCCAGCCCCAAGAGGGGGCCGAGCCGAGGGAGGAGAGCUAAGGGACGCAGGCCGAGUGCUACAGCUGCAGCAAGCAAAAACAGAGAUGUGAAGCCCCCACUGGUGAGCUCAGAGCCUGUAGCUACAGAGGCAGCAGCAGAGAACAGCAGCCCACUCAUCACUCCACCAGACAGCGGGGCUGUCCUGAAGAGGCAUCGAGCAAGAGAGCACAAGAGGGUUUACUGCUGCUCUCUCUGCAACAAGGUCUUCCAGAACAGCAGCAACCUCAACAGACACAUCCGAUCUCAUGGUGAUAAGCUGUUCAAGUGCGACGAAUGUGACAAGUUGUUCAGCCGUAAGGAGAGCCUGAAGCAGCACAUCUCAUACAAGCACAGCAAGAACGUGCCUGACCAAGAGUACAAAUAUAAAUGCAACACAUGUGAGAAGUCUUUUCGCCUAGAAAAUGCCUUAAAGUUCCACAACUGCCGUACAGACGACAAGACGUUCCAGUGUGAUAUCUGCUCGCGAUUCUUCUCCACCAACAGCAACCUCUCCAAGCACAAGAAGAAGCACGGCGAGAAGCUCUAUUCCUGUGAAAUCUGCAACAAGAUGUUCUACCGCAAAGACGUGAUGCAGGAACACCAUAGGAGGCAUGGUUUGGGACCAAAGCACAUGAAGAGAGAGGAGCUGGAGGCCAAUGGAGAGGAAGGGACCAAGUACAGGAAGGAGCCAUCACCCUGUCCUAUUUGCGGCAAGGUGUUCUCCUGCAGGAGUAAUAUGAACAAGCAUCUGCUGACUCACGGUGACAAGAAGUACACUUGUGAGAUCUGCGGCCGCAGGUUCUUCCGUGUAGAUGUCCUCCGAGAUCACAUUCACGUGCACUUCAAGGACAUAGCCUUAAUGGAUGAGCAGGAGAGGGAAGACUUCAUCAAGAAGAUCGGCAUCUCAGCAGGCGACAGUGACGAAACGGACGAGGACGAUGAGGAAGAUGACCCUGAGCACCACAGAUACAACUGCAAGAAAUGCCAACUGUCAUUUGCAAAAGGAAAAGAGUACCUGAAGCACAUCAUGGAGCAGCACAAGGAGAGAGGCUACGGCUGCGGGAUCUGUAACCGGCGCUUUGCACUCAAAGCCACCUACAACGCUCACCUGGUCAUCCACAGAGAGCAGCUGCCUGACCCUGCAGUGCAGAAGUACAUCCAUCCAUGUGAGAUUUGUGGCCGAAUCUUCAAUAGUAUCGGUAAUCUGGAAAGGCACAAGAUCAUCCACACUGGGGUGAAGAGCCACGGCUGCGAUAAGUGCGGCAAAUCAUUUGCAAGGAAGGACAUGCUGAAGGAGCACCUCAGGGUGCACGACGACAACCGAGACUACCUGUGUGCAGAGUGCGGGAAAGGCAUGAAGACCAAACAUGCUCUGAGGCACCACAUGAAGCUCCACAAGGGCAUCAAAGAGUACGAGUGUAAGGAGUGCAACCGCAAGUUCGCCCAAAAGGUCAACAUGCUGAAACACUACAAGAGACACACAGGUAUAAAGGACUUCAUGUGCGAGUUGUGUGGAAAGACUUUCAGUGAGAGGACCACAUUAGAGACUCACAAGCUCAUCCACACAGUGGGUAAGACAUGGACAUGUGCAACAUGUGAUAAGAAAUAUCUGACAGAGUAUAUGCUGCAGAAGCACGUCCACCUGACCCACGAAAAGGUCGAGGCCCAGUCGUGUCACCUCUGUGGGACCAAGGUGUCCACCCGCGCUUCUAUGAACCGGCACUUGAGACGCAAACAUCCUGAAGUGGUGUCUGUGAGAAUUGAUGAGUUUGAUGAUCUUCAGGAAAAUCUAUCAAUGAAUGAUUCUUCUAUCAGCAUUGUGCAGCCCUCUCUGACCAUGGAAAAAGACGGUAUGUCUCAGGAGCGGCCCAGCCGACCUUCCCGGCACCCCAAGAAGAAGCAGAGAAGCUCGGCUGAGCCGGAGCUCUCAGAGUCCGACGAAUAUGUCGAUUUCACUGAGCCGAGGCACGAAGCCAUGUCAGAAUUCAACGCCGUCAUUGUCGGUGAUGAGACUGAGACGAGCUCUGCUGUACAGAGCAUCCAGCAGGUGGUGGUUCUGACUGACCCCAGUGCUCCAUCAGCCUCUUCCCCCAAUAGCUCAGUGGGACUGACUAACAUCACUGUCACACCCAUCACCAGCCACGCCCCCGCCCAGUUCACCAGCCUGCAGCCUGUCGCUGUGGGUCACCUGACAGCCAGCGACCGGCCACUCACAUUGGACAACUCCAUCCUCACGGUCACCUUUGAUACGGUCAGUGGCUCUGCCAUGCUCCACAACCGCCCUGCAGAACUCAUUCCAGAGACUGUAGGUCCUGCUGGAAGUGGGGCCCCCCAGUCUGUCGCCCACUUCAUCAACCUUGCCACUCUGGUCAACCCCAUGGGCCACCAGCUGGAGGCCCCGACUCUGGCGUGGAGGCCUGUACCUGCAGCUGAGGGCAGCCAGGUCACUCCAGUAGUGGAGGGUGCUCAGGGAGAGAGUCAGGAGGCCCAGAGCCAGGGACCAGAUCCAGGCCGGCCCAACCAGAGCCAGCCGCCCCCCCCUCAGCAGCAAAGCAGCUCCACUCAACAGAUGUUCAGCUACUGAGCAGACACUAGGGGUGCGGGUCGCCUCACACAGAUACUGUUACAUAGUAGAGUAGAUUUUUAACAAACUGUACAAAGUUUUGAGCACUGUCACCCAGAUGCCUCUCCAGCCCCAUGGAAGCAAAUGGUAUUGUAAUAUUUCUUUUCUUUUUUAUAUUGACAAAACAAAUUGACAGUUUAUGAAUCUGCUUUUGUGCCACAAUCACAGAUAUUUGAAACCAAAGCAACUGUUGAAUAUUCAAAUGCCUUACCAGCCUUGUUGGGGGGGAAAUGCAUGUUUUCAACAUAAAUCUGCUGCUUGGACAGUGAGAUACGAAAAUGUACCAACCUGAAAAGCAGAUGAACUUUAUUACAAAUAAAGUGAAAAUACUUUCACCAGAUUAUAUAAUACAUGGCAUUUGGUAUAUUCCCAAAAACAGCUGACUGCUGACAUGGAUUUCUGAAUGCUGUAACCUGUAAUUAUUGUCUGAAAUAAAUAUUGGCAGCCAUUUUUAAAUGA